This is a messenger RNA of Xyrichtys novacula (pearly razorfish), 1248 nucleotides long. The record is from the annotation of a GenBank genome assembly. Lineage: Eukaryota; Metazoa; Chordata; Actinopteri; Labriformes; Labridae.
AUGGAAUAUAAGGAAGUGCAGCAAGUUACCUGGAAGAAGAGUUUACCUCUUGGAGAGAAGACCAUGACCACCUACAGCAGAUUCUCUGGUGUAAGAGUGAAUCCUGAUUUUCAAGAUAAAGUGGAGUUCAAAGAAACUGAACUGCUGAACACCUCCAUAGUGAUCAAGGAGGUGACAGAGCAGGAUGAAGGAUGCUACCGCUGCUUGUUUAACACUCAGUCUGAUGGUAAUUUAUCUGGUCUCACCUGCAUCAGACUCUAUGGUAAGAAGAAGGCUUCUUUUUUAAAGCUUAUUUUGCAGAAGAAUCAUAGAUAAUUCUCUGUUCUGACUUCAUCGACCUGUUUCAGAGCUGUAUGGACCUGUUCUUCAUGUCAGAGGCCAAAACUCCACCAGAGACGUGGUUGUUUCCUGCUCAGCCUCAGGUCGACCUCCUCCAUCUAUGGAAAUCACAGUCCCUCAGCAAGAACUGUACUUAUUAAAAACCAGCUCUGACUAUGUCCUCAACAACAACAGCACAGUGACGGUCACCAUGACGGCAGUGCUGUCUCGCUUCCAUCAUAACAGCGUACCGGUUGGAUGUGCAGCUCAGGUUCUCUCUCUUCCUCAGACAAAAGUUUUCAGGAUGAUUUCAGAGCCUGCAGCUGAGGGUAAGAAAUAUGUCAAGAGCAACGAUGAACUGAUUAAUAAACACUUUCCUGUUUUAAUGUCUUUUAUUUUUCCAUUUUUAAAGGGGAAUCUGAAGCGGGUAACAUCAGUCACCGUAAGUCACUGUAACAGUAAGUCACUGUUCAGUAUUCUAGCUGUCUUGAUUAUUGACUGUGUGGUCUUCAUGUUUCUCCUGUCUUCUUUAUCUCAAAGGCAGGACUCUGGUCAUUGUAUCAGCUGUGUUGGCGGUCUCUGUUGGUUUGUCCGUGGCCCUCUUUUUCCUGUAUAAAUUUAAAAAACAGACCAGGUAAUUUUUUUUAUCUGUUGUGUCUCAGUUUUUGAGCAUUUAAGAGUUUUUGAGGUUCUAACUAUUCUGAAAUCCUUCAGUCUAUGACACACGAGCCUUCAGAUGAUUGAGACCAGUUCAGCUGCAGACAGAGACCCUCAGAGGUGAGAAAUGCUUAGAUUCACGUUUUUCUUUCUCUUGAAUAUCAGUAUUUGUUGUUUCAUAUGUCUUGGUUUUAUGACUCAAAUAUUGAGGAUUAAAGUGGAUGUUUGUUUACUUUGUCAAGAACUGAAGCAUCAAUGGAGGACAACAUUUAG